UAAACCAUCAUCAUUCCGGCUGCAGAACCACACUCUGUAACAGCCUGUACCGCUGAGAGAUGACAGACUCAAUCUCCGCGCCCGCAGCACGUUCACGGCCCUGGGAGCUUGGAGCUGCGUAGCACCAUCACUGCAAACAGCACAGACACAUCUCACCGAACCGGGAGACUGCGCUUUUGUUUCCUGCGAGAGGACUAAAAGCGCGGCAGGAAUAAGGAAUUACCUUUUUUACUCAAGCAGAAAGCAGCCGUUUGUUCAAUGUCAUCAUGAUCAUCUUUUCGUCACGCAGUGUACUGCUGUCGGUUUACUAUCCUCAGAUCUUCCUCAUCCUCACCAGCGGUAGCUACCUGGCCCUGUCCUCGGUGGUGGCUCUGGGUGCCAACAUCAUCUGCAACAAGAUCCCCGGGCUGGCCCCCCGGCAGCGGGCCAUCUGCCAGAGCCGCCCCGACGCCAUCAUCGUCAUCGGGGAGGGCGCUCAGCUGGGCAUCAAUGAGUGCCAGUACCAGUUCCGCUACGGCCGCUGGAACUGCUCGGCCCUGGGGGAGAGGACGGUGUUCGGCCAGGAGCUGCGAGUAGGCAGCAGGGAAGCGGCCUUCACCUACGCUAUCACGGCGGCGGGCGUGGCCCACGCGGUCACGGCCGCCUGCAGCCAGGGCAACCUCAGCAACUGCGGCUGCGACCGCGAGAAGCAGGGCUACUACAACCAGGAGGAGGGCUGGAAGUGGGGAGGCUGCUCGGCUGACAUCAAAUACGGCAUUGAGUUCUCCCGAAGGUUCGUAGACGCCCGCGAGAUCAAAAAAAACGCCAGGCGGCUGAUGAACCUACAUAACAAUGAGGCAGGAAGAAAGGUCCUGGAGGAGAGGAUGAAGCUGGAAUGUAAGUGCCACGGCGUCUCGGGGUCCUGCACCACCAAGACGUGCUGGACCACCCUGCCCAAGUUCCGGGAGAUCGGCUACGUCCUGAAGGACAAGUACAACGAGGCGGUGCAUGUGGAGGUGGUGCGGGCCAGCCGCCUGCGCCAGCCCACCUUCCUGAAGGUGAAGAAGACGCAGAGCUACCGCAAACCCAUGGAGACGGACCUGGUGUACAUCGAGCGCUCGCCCAACUACUGCGAGGAGGACUCGGCCACGGGGAGCGUGGGCACGCAGGGCCGGCUGUGCAACCGCACCUCCCCCCACACGGACGGCUGUGACUUAAUGUGCUGCGGGCGGGGCUACAACACGCACCAGUACACCAAAGUGUGGCAGUGCAACUGCAAGUUCCAGUGGUGCUGCUUCGUCAAGUGCAACACCUGCAGCGAGAGGACGGAGGUGUUCACCUGCAAAUGAAGCUGAGGAGACGGAGGGCCAGGGUAGGCGGGACGCCAGGACCGAGAAGGAAGACAAAAGGUUUUUUUGGAAACGGUACAGAGAAUAUAAAAGAAUGGAAUUUACAAUAUCAGUUCCU
Molecule: messenger RNA, 1446 nt
Organism: Megalops cyprinoides (Indo-Pacific tarpon)
Lineage: Eukaryota; Metazoa; Chordata; Actinopteri; Elopiformes; Megalopidae
Product: protein Wnt-7b
Exons: 4
Coding region: 267-1328 (353 amino acids)
Biological process (GO): canonical Wnt signaling pathway; neuron differentiation; multicellular organism development
Cellular component (GO): extracellular region
Molecular function (GO): cytokine activity; frizzled binding
Source: RefSeq, a predicted model, not a curated record